GUGCCCCUGCCGCCGUCCUUCGUCCUUCGCCUGCUGCUGCUCCUUUCCCCACGCCUCUGCUGCUCCUCCUAUCAACACUGUUGCUGCUCCUCUGCUUAAAACUGCUGCUGCUUCCUCUUCCCACGUCUUUGCUGCUGCACUGCUUGCGCCCGACCUCUGCUCCUCCCCUCGUCUCUUCUACUGCUGCUCCCUCUUCCCUGCUGCCCUUCUCUCAAUUCCACGCUGCUGCUCCUUCUUCUCCUCAUCAGCCGAUCCCCUUUUCCCCAUCUUCUCCCUCUCUACUCCUAACUGUAGAUCGAGGUCCGUCCUCAUCAGCCGAUCCUCUUUUCCCCAUCCUCUCCCUCUCUACUCCUAACCCUAGAUUGAGGUCCAUAACACUCCUCUCCCCGAACAACAAUGGCGGAAGACGGUCUCAACGACUACGAGCGCCUUCGCCAGGAGAACAUCCGGCGCAACCAAGAAAAGCUUGCCCCCCUCCGCCGCAAGGCCGACGAGCUCUCCGCCCCCAUCCGGCUCGCUAAACCUAAGCGACCGUAUCAGGUCAGGCCCAAGGCCCCGACGGGCCCCGUCCGCUCCUCCGGUCGCGCCCGCGGCAUCGCUCCCGGCAACCUGCCCCCGGAUCUCAGCCUCACACCCUCGCUCGCCUCCUCCAUCCUCGGGGGCGGGGCUGGGACCAAUGUUCGUGCGGCGGACGACUUCAAUGCUGGGAGGGGCAUGGUGCUGAUGCGCGCACACGUGAGAAACGUGGUGCCCUGUAGCAUAGAGUCGAUGCGGGUCCUCCCGCUCGCCGACCAGACCGUGGUGGCGGCGGGGGACAAAAGGGGGAAUAUCGGGUACUGGGACGUCGACGGUGUCUCGGAGGAUGCCGACGGUGUGGAUGGGGUCGUCUUCAGUUAUUGGCCACACAAGUGCCCUGUGUCAGCAAUCGUGGCGCACCAGGUGGCACCACACAAGUUUUACAGCUCUAGCCAUCAGGGUGAAAUUUGUCUUAUGGACUUUGAGAAGGAGAAGUAUAGUAUGGUUCAUUUAUGGGAGUGGCCUGUUUAUUCGCUUUGUCAAGCACAAAAUAGUGCCCGAUGCCUAUAUUUUGGUAAUGAAAAGGGUGGCCUGACACUUUUCGAUGAGCGUGAGGGUAAGGUGUUAACUACAUGGGAUGUGCAUGAGGAGAGAAUCAACUCAAUAGAUUUUCAUCCGGAGAAGCCACAUAUGCUUGCUACGAGUUCAAAGGAUCAAACAGCCUGUAUAUGGGAUGUGAGAAAUAUAAAAAGGAAGGAGCCAGAUAGCCUGAAGGUUUUCAAACUUAAGAAAUCUGCUCAGUCAGCUUAUUUCUCACCUAGUGGCCGCAUGUUAGCAGUAACAAGGUACUUUAUUUCUGACCAUUUUUUUACCCUUCAACUUGCUUAGAAGGUUCCCCUCCCUCUUUGAUUUAAGAAACAUGUUUCUUGAACCACCGUUAUGUCAUGGCUAGACUCAAUAAAUGCAAGUUACUGUUAGAUUUUUUGCGAGUUGUGCAAAUAUAUCGCUAGACUAGCUAAAUACCCGUGCGUUGUUACAGUGACAACAGUAAACUAUAUAACGCAUUAGGAAAAUAGUGCCUUGUCCCUCAUCGAUUAUCAUGUACGCCUCGAAACCCACUUUAUCCGUGCGACAUCUCAUUCUGUUAUGCCUACCAUGCAAAAUAUCAAUGUGUUGAUCAUUCCUUCGAUCCUUGCGACUACACAUGUUGGUUCUUUCAUAUACAAAUAUCUUCAUCAUGGAAUUUGUUCCCACCGUCUUUCCCAGAAUUAAGUACAUAAUUUGUGCAAGAGCCGAGAGGAACAUUUGAUAUAUAAUCAGCAUAACAAAUCAAUCUAUAGAAUGUUGCAAAAUAAGUAGGACUUGGGAAGAUAUCCAUCGGAUUUGGACUAACCAGG
Molecule: messenger RNA, 1913 nt
Organism: Triticum urartu
Lineage: Eukaryota; Viridiplantae; Streptophyta; Magnoliopsida; Poales; Poaceae
Source: RefSeq, a predicted model, not a curated record